AUGACAACUUCUUCGUCUGUCGUCAUUUCUUUGGCUCUUGUUUCAUUCCUCUGUCAUCUUGUCAUUCUCACCGCUGAAAUUCACGAAUGUUUCACUGACAAUGGUUACUACUCAAAGACAUCUCCCUACCGCACGAACCUCAAUGUCCUUCUUUCUAAUCUCACUUCGGCCACAGACGACGUCGAUGACUUUAGUUUCUACAAUGCUUCUCAGGGCAAAGAUCCCUACACGGUUCAUGCACUUGGGUACUGCAGAGGAGAUGUGAAUCCAGAUUCUUGCCAGAGUUGCCUCAACAAUGCCGCGAAGCUUCUCCCAAAUCUAUGUCUAAACCAGAGGAAGGCAGUUUUGUACGAUGAACUUUGCAUUUUACGAUAUUCAAGUCAUUCAAUGGUUGGGAUAUACGAGAAUCCUGAGUUCUCCUUCUGCAUGGCGAACCCAAAUAAUGACCCGGAUCCAGACAUGUACCACGGUCCGCUUGAUGGUUUUUUGAAAAGUCUAGGAAACACUACUUCAGCUGUUGAGUCUCAGCGUAAGUACGCUGCGGGAAACAUGAGAACUCGACUUUCAACUAUUUAUGGUCUUGCUCAGUGCACGCCAUAUUUGUCCAGACAAGAUUGCACAGACUGCUUGUCGAAAGCUGUGUCGGAAAUCCCAGAUUGUUCGGAGAACAAGACUGGUGGAAGGAUUAUCAAACUGAGCUGCUUUCUUAGAUAUGAACAUUACGCCUUCUAUGAUAGUUAG
Neltuma alba is the source of this 741-nucleotide messenger RNA. Its product is annotated as cysteine-rich repeat secretory protein 38-like. Lineage: Eukaryota; Viridiplantae; Streptophyta; Magnoliopsida; Fabales; Fabaceae. The record is from RefSeq and is a predicted model, not a curated record. The transcript has a single exon. Bases 1 to 741 code for a protein of 246 amino acids.